AUUUUCAGAGCAUAAUAAAGUCUUCAAGAGAGAAAAGAUAGACUGGAAUGUGUUAGUGAAAAAAAUUGAUAGUUUUUAUGGACGCGUGUAUAUUGAUCUAAGGAGAAAUAUAUUUAUAAUUGAAAUGAUAAAAGCAGUGCAUGCAUCAGUGAUUACAGUUAUUUUAACUUACUCAACAGAGCUCACUAUUGACACAUUAAGAGGAAAACCAUUAGCACCUGAUAUUACUUUCUGUCCAAGUUUGAUUAUAAUUCAAACUCUCCAAUUCCAGCACCACUUUUAUAACGGUAAGGAUACUGAGAGGUCUGUUGCUCAUUCUGUCAACUCAGAAACAAGAGGAUCACCAUUUUCUAAUCUUAGGCCAGAUACUGGACAUGUCAGGAAACACCAAUACUAG
Dentiscutata erythropus is the source of this 397-nucleotide messenger RNA. The record is from the annotation of a GenBank genome assembly. Lineage: Eukaryota; Fungi; Glomeromycota; Glomeromycetes; Diversisporales; Gigasporaceae.